Rhizoctonia solani is the source of this 1755-nucleotide messenger RNA. Its product is annotated as tripeptidyl-peptidase I. The transcript is spliced from 12 exons. Lineage: Eukaryota; Fungi; Basidiomycota; Agaricomycetes; Cantharellales; Ceratobasidiaceae. Gene Ontology annotation, molecular function: tripeptidyl-peptidase activity; serine-type endopeptidase activity. Bases 1 to 1755 code for a protein of 584 amino acids. Gene Ontology annotation, biological process: proteolysis. The record is from RefSeq and is a predicted model, not a curated record.
AUGUGGUCUCUGGGGCUAGCUGGCGUUAUUUUGGCUGUCACUCAAGGUGUCCUCGCUUCCUCCUUUGGGGCGCACGCAGUCAAAGAACGUCUGGCAGAAAUUCCCCGUGGAUGGAGGUACCAUAGUAAAGUGCCAUCUGGCUACCCUCUCAAGUUAAAGAUUGCUCUACCCCAGCCCAACUUCGAUGUGCUCGAGCGUGAGCUUUAUGAGGUCAGCGAUCCCAAUCAUUCUCGUUAUGGGAAGCACCUCUCCUCUGAGGAAGUCAACAAGCUGGUUGCACCUCACCCAGAAGCACUCACUUCAGUUGACGAAUGGCUGGCCUCUCACGGAUUCGAGAUAUCGACGCUCGAGCGUUCCCCUGCGCGCGACUGGGUGACUAUUGUCCUCCCAGUGUCCAAAGCGGAAGAAAUGCUGGGGACUGAGUACGCCGUUUGGGAGCAUGUUGAUUCUCAAGAGAAGAUUGUGCGCACCAUGGAGUAUUCCUUGCCUGAAUCUCUCCAUAAACAUGUUCAUUUGAUUACCCCCACAAUCAUGUUCGGAAGCCCCCGCCCCCAUAAAGCAACUUUCCAUUACGAAGAUUUGCCAAAGAGCAAGAGUGUUGCUGCCACCCCUGAUCCUUCUUGCAACAACACGAUCACUAUAUCUUGCUUACAGGCGCUGUAUAACAUCGGCAAUUAUACCGCAACUGUUAAGAGCAACCGCCUUGGAAUUGCGGGCUACCUUGAGGAGUUCGCCAAUUUUGCUGAUCUCCAAACUUUCUACAAGAAGUACUACCCUGUUGCCGUCGGCUCCAACUUCACGGUUGAGUCAAUCAAUGGCGGCGUCAACCCACAGGACCCCGACGAGGCGGGUGGAGAGGCACAACUUGAUGUCCAAUAUGCUGGAGGAAUCAGUUAUCCCGUCCAGAAUGUAUAUUACACCACUGCAGGCCGACCUCCAUUCAACGCCUCCCUCGGAACUCCAGACAAUAACUCGGAGCCUUACCUUGAAUUCCUCCAGUACCUUCUUGCGCAAAAAAACCCGCCCCAGACUAUCUCUACAUCAUACGGUGACGAAGAACAAACUGUCCCCGUCGAGUAUGCGAAGCGUGUCUGUGGGCUAUUUGCUCAGCUUGGUGCUAGGGGUGUCACCUUUUUGUUCUCAAGCGGAGAUGGUGGAGUUGGAGACGGUAGAGCUACCAACUCUACCGACUGCGUAUCGAACGAUGGCAAGAAAACCCGCAAAUUCCUUCCUGCCUUCCCGGCUUCAUGCCCAUAUGUCACUUCUGUAGGAGGCACCCAUUUUGUUCCAGAAGUUGCUGUUGGCUUCAGUGGAGGUGGAUUCUCUGAAUAUUUUGAUCGACCCAUCUACCAGGCCGUUGACGUUCCCAUUUAUCUCAAAAAGCUGGGAAGUACUUACUCUGGCUUGUACAAUGCUAAAGGCCGCGCAUACCCCGACAUUGCUGCCCAAGGCUCACGCUUCCGCGUUAUUGUAGGCGGCACUGACUACUCCAUUGGUGGAACUUCCGCAUCUGCCCCAACCGUUGCCGGAAUCAUUGCGUUAUUGAACGAUGCUCGUUUGGCCAAGGGCUUGCCUGCUUUGGGAUUCUUGAACCCAUGGUUAUACACACUGGGACGGUUCGGCUUGAAUGAUAUCACUUCAGGGAACAACCCAGGAUGUGGUACCCCUGGAUUUAAUGCUACAGCAGGAUGGGACCCUGUCACUGGAUUGGGAACACCAAACUUUGGAAAGCUGAAAGUAAUCGCAGCGCCGUAG